UCGAAGACUUUGAAAUGAUAAUCUUAAUACAUACCAGGAGCCCGACAUUCUAAACAAACUAAAAAGCGGUCGCAGAAUAUACUGAAAGACAUGGAUAAAUGUUUAAAUAACUCAAAUUGAAGAGGACGACCGAUUUUACCUGACAGUCAACUAUUAAAUUAUCGCGGCGGCGACCAAAACCUUUCCGCCCUAUUGUUGACUCCCUUAGAUUAAAUGACAAAGCAUUUUACCAUUCUAGUUUCAGCGCGAAAUCGACUAUGUCUAAAUAUGACUGCACCGUAUGUACAUGUUUGAAGUUCAAGGACAAAACAGAGUGGCCAUCAGAGAACACUGGGUCAAGUUCUACGAUUUCAAAGCUGUGUAAGUAUUUUAGGGAACGGACGUUUUGCACGGAGAGGCGUUACGGGGAGUGCCCGGGGAGCGGGAAUGGGGAGUGCACAGUGUACAUCAACGCCAUCUGUUCUGUGCAAGAUGUCACGUUGGAGGAUUCAUCUCACAGCCUAUGUCAUUCGGGGAAUGCAUCCAAUGGCGAUUCAUGUGGCGGGCGUGGAAACACGCUCAUCCUAGGCCUGUUUAUAUGCGCCAAGAAGGUUGCAGGGGUUGGGUUCAUCCCGCUGUUGACCUUGGGACAUUCGUACAUAUACGAUAACGCAGAUCCCAAGAAAACGCCCAUUUUAAUUGGAAUAAUAUUUUCGGGAUCAAGUAUUGGUCUGGCGUGUGGUUUCUUCAGCGCAGGGGCUAUAACACAGACUUAUUUUGUGGACUUUGAUCGGCAGGAUGAGAACGACCUGAGCCCGUCCAGCCUCCACUGGGUAGGUGCCUGGUGGCUGGAUUUUGUACCAGCGGCCGUAGUGGCAGUCUGUGUUUCCAUCCCGCUCUGUUUCUAUCCUGCACAACUUAAAGAUACAAGUGAACAGAUGAAGCACAAAACCGAAAAUGACCAUAAUGGUUCCAAUGCCAGACACACUUGUCAAUCCGUCGUGGACCUCUUUAGUACAGGCUUCAAACUUUUCAAGAACCCUGUGUUCAUGUUCGUAUCCUUAGGCGUGUGUGCUGCGAAUAUGUUAUUGCGUGGACUCGCACCCUUCAAGUACAUUAUCCCCAUAUACAACGUAUCCCUGGUUUCGACUGGAAUUUAUUUAGGAAUCACUAUAUUGCUGGGAGCGUUUGGAUUCAUUCUAAGUGGUGUUUACCCGAUGGCUGAACCUGGAGGUGGCAGGAAUGCUGAGAUUGAAUGUCAUUGUAUCCAUGGUGACCGCAGUUAUGGGCCUCGUGUUCCUGGCUAGCUGCCCAGACGUGGUUCUAGCCGGAGAGGUUAUAAGUGGUUCAUGUCCCAGCUAAAUACCACGCGGCCAUGUAACAGUCCUUGUAAAUUGUGAUGCAAACGAGUUCUCCCCCGUGUGCGGAGCGGAUGGUGACGUGUACACUCCCCCUUGUGUUGCCGGAUGUUUGAAGGCGAUUUUCAAAGACGGAAAGGUGCAUGGAAGAAAAUUCCCGGAAUCUCUCGCUCGGUGUCAGGAGGAUCAUGGUUCAGGUGCUUAGUCUUAUCCCUGGACCAAUCAUAAUAGGCGCCAUAUUUGAUUCCUCUUGUCGAUUAUGGAAUGAGUCCAACUGCCCGUCUUCGGAUGGCGAGUGCUUGAUUUAUGACAACAGGAAGCUGUCUGUCCGCGUCGGGAUAUUUGUAAUUGGUUUCUCGGCAUUUGGCGGAUUGAUGUUUUUAAUGGGGUCAAUA
This is a messenger RNA of Dreissena polymorpha, 1732 nucleotides long. RefSeq names its product solute carrier organic anion transporter family member 2A1-like. Gene Ontology annotation, cellular component: membrane. Gene Ontology annotation, biological process: sodium-independent organic anion transport; transmembrane transport. The record is from RefSeq and is a predicted model, not a curated record. The transcript has 11 exons. NCBI's taxonomy places the organism in Eukaryota, Metazoa, Mollusca, Bivalvia, Myida, Dreissenidae. Bases 258 to 1286 code for a protein of 342 amino acids.